This is a messenger RNA of Glycine soja, 1086 nucleotides long. Its product is annotated as putative fasciclin-like arabinogalactan protein 20. The transcript has a single exon. Bases 1 to 1086 code for a protein of 361 amino acids. NCBI's taxonomy places the organism in Eukaryota, Viridiplantae, Streptophyta, Magnoliopsida, Fabales, Fabaceae. The record is from RefSeq and is a predicted model, not a curated record.
AUGGCUUCCACCACCACCACUACAUUCCUCAUCCUCUCUUUCUCUCUCCUCCUCCUCCUCUCCGUCACCGCUGCCUCGCCCCUCCUUGAAGCAGCCAACAUCCUCUCCGCGGCGGGCUACGAAUGCAUGGCCCUACAGCUGGAGCUGGCCUCACAAACGCUCCAAAGCCACCACUCUCUCACUAUCUUCGCCCCCUCCGACGCGGCCUUCGAGCACCACCACCACCACCCCUCCCUCCACCUCCUCCGCUACCACCUCCUCCCCCACGCCUUCUCCCUCCAUUCCCUCACCUCCCUCCCCUUCGGCGCCAGCAUCCCCACCCUCCUCCCUUCCCACUCCCUCACCGUCACCACCACCAACCCCCAUUCAAUCUCAAUCAACAAUGUCUCCCUCAACACAACCCCAAUUUUCCAACACCCCAACCUCACCAUUUUUUCCGCACACACUUUCUUCAACCCCCACUUCCACUUCCAACACCAAAACCCUACUCCCCCUCCAAACCCAGCCACGUGUCCCCCUCCCCUCAAAACCCCCCUCUCCCACGCCUCCCACCUCCUCCACUCCCGCAACUUCUCCGUCGUCGCCGCCGUCCUCAAUCUCCAGUUCCCUGCCCCCUGCACCGGCCGCGAACUCACCCUCUUCGCGCCACCAGACAACGCCAUCACCCACCUCAACCUCACCGAGCUCGUGCCGCUCCUCCACCGCCACCUCGUCCCCUGCAAGAUCGCGUGGCGUGACCUUGCGGCUCUCCAAGACGGAACCUUGAUUGGGACUUAUGAAAGAGGGUUCGCUAUCAAUGUCACCAACACCAACACUCUCUUGCUCAAUGGCGUGCACGUGACAUUUCCUGAGAUGUACCGCGGUGACUGGCUCGUGGUUCAUGGCGUCAAUCACGUGCUUUCGGGUACUCACCAUGGGAAACGACACCCUACACACCGAGCGAAGAAGAAUGAUUCGUAUCGGGUUUCGGUUGAGGAAGAACAAGAUGGUGGUGAUCAAGAGUCUUCUUCUGGGUUUGAAGAUCAUCGCCACCGCGAGGGUGAGGAAAAUUCUCCGCAUCAUUACCACUUCUCUGCUUUUCAUUAG